AGGAACGAAAAACGAAACUUAAGGCUACAUGGAUAAAUUGAGGAACUCUUUCCAAGGAGCCGACACUGCUCAGAGACUACAAUAGGUGCACGUUAUCUGCUGAUUCUGAAUAUUCUCGAGGUUUGCUGAAAUAGCACUUCACUUCAGGCUAUGGAUAACCCGGGAAUAAGACAGGUAAAAGAAACAUUAGGCCAGUACAUCUCAGAGACUUUAUCCAACAUUCACACCAUUAAAGAUUUCUUUGAGAAGAAAGAAAAAUGGUACCUCCAGAGAGUGACAGAGGUGGACAUGAUGAGAGACAUCAAGGUCAGGGCAGACAAGAUCACUCUUACCUUUGACCAUGUCAAGAACUCAGAGGACAAGGCCAAAGCUUUCGGGCAGUUUCUGUGGAGUGGCCUGACUGCAAUGACUGCUGACAGAAAACGUCGAAAGCUGGAGAAGGAGCUGGGGGCUGUUCUGAAGGACACCCUGGAAGGACUUGAGAAGCUGCAGAGCUUCCUGGAAGCUGUGGAGAAGCUGGCUGUCACGUCAUUCUUCGUGUUUACAGAUUGCCGCUACCUGCCCAAAGGGGUAAACGCUGCGGAUGUCCGUUCGGUUAUCUUUGCCGCAAGGAUGGCUGCUCCUCUUCUUGUCCACUUCAAGAGGGAUGACGCUGCUUUCUUCCUCCCCAGCCUGAAUAAUGUCGACGUGCUGGCCUUCCAGCUGGAGAAAUACAUACGCAUCUCACUGCAACUCUUUGAACAGUUGGAAAAGAGAACCAAGAGCAUAUUAACUGUGGGAAGCUGUUACCGAGGGUUAAGCUUUGACCAAGCUAUCAACUUCAAUGCGGAUACAAGUGAGGAAUCUAUUCUGACAAUGCUUGACCAGUUGAACCAGCUGAAGAUCAUCAGGACCAACCAGGAUGUGAGGCUGGCAUUCCUCUUCAAGGAAGCUGCUGGGUACUUCAUUGGCCUGUUCAGUCUGCGCCAUGGCAGGAUGCUCCAGUUCCUGUCUGAACUAGAGGAGAAUGCAAGACAGCUGGAUAAUAUGAGAUUUGGGGCCAGUGUCUCUAGUGUAGCUGGCAGCUCAGUGGGGGUGACAGGGGGGGUAUUGUCCAUCGUUGGCCUGGCCCUGGCACCUGUGACCGCAGGUGUCUCCUUAGCUCUCACACUGACAGGGGUGGGUCUAGGGGUGACCAGUGGUGUCAAUAGUCUGGUGACAAGCAUCACUGAGGUAGUUGUCAACAAACACCAUGGGACCAAUGCUAGCAAUAUCUUCCAGAGUUUCAUGGAGGAUGUUAAUGAGUUUGUUGACCGUUUGGAGCUGGUAGCCAGCAUUGAAGGUCCAGCUAUUGGACAAGAUAAGAUGGCUUUUGUAGUGGGGGCAGGAAAGGCUGUAGCUAGUGCUUGUGGAAUCGGAAAGGGCAUAGAUGGCUUGGUAGAUGCUGCCUCAGCUGUUAAAGUCCUCCAGACUGAGGAGGUAGCUGCAUCUGCUGUUAAGCUGGGACAAGAGGUAAAGGCAGGAAGAAAUAUACCCAAGUUAGCUGCGGACCUGCCUGACAUCGGGCAGCUGGCCAAAGGGACACCUCUUGCCAUCUCAAAGUCUGCACGGUCUGGCUUCAUUGCCCUCAAUGCACUUUUCAUCGGUCUAGAUGUCUUCUUCAUCUGCAAAGACAGCAUCAGUCUUGCCAAAGGGAGCAAGAAUGAGGUGGCACAGUUCAUCCGCUCCAGGGCAGCUCUUUGGCGCUCAGAGCUGGACUCUUGGGAGAGGAUCAACAACUCACUCUGCAGAGGGAUCUGGAGGUUCAGGAGGAGCCAGCGACUCCUAGAAACACCAUUUUACCCUGAGCAAGCCAGCUAACGGCUCAUACACACAGUUGCGUUCCGUCAACGCAUGCCAGUGGGUGUUCCCGAUGGUAGCUAUGCAAAUAACUUGAAGUAUAA
Messenger RNA from Alosa sapidissima (American shad), 1922 nucleotides. It is a transcript of the gene apol, whose product is annotated as apolipoprotein L. Gene Ontology annotation, molecular function: lipid binding. The coding region runs from base 151 to 1839 and encodes 562 amino acids. The record is from RefSeq and is a predicted model, not a curated record. Gene Ontology annotation, biological process: lipid transport; lipoprotein metabolic process. Lineage: Eukaryota; Metazoa; Chordata; Actinopteri; Clupeiformes; Clupeidae. The transcript is spliced from 6 exons. Gene Ontology annotation, cellular component: membrane; extracellular region.